Messenger RNA from Vigna umbellata (rice bean), 639 nucleotides. RefSeq names its product peptide methionine sulfoxide reductase B5-like. NCBI's taxonomy places the organism in Eukaryota, Viridiplantae, Streptophyta, Magnoliopsida, Fabales, Fabaceae. The record is from RefSeq and is a predicted model, not a curated record. Gene Ontology annotation, biological process: response to oxidative stress; protein repair. Gene Ontology annotation, molecular function: peptide-methionine (R)-S-oxide reductase activity.
UGUUGCUUUUCCAAUGGAACUGGGCUCUGUAAUUUGGGGAUUUCACCACUCUGAGCAUCAGCGAAAAAAUGGCAGCACCAACGCCGAUUAAUAAAACAGAAGAGGAAUGGAAGGUGAUUCUCUCCCCGGAGCAGUUUCGGAUCCUUCGCCAGAAAGGAACUGAAUUGAAGGGUACGGGAGAAUAUAACAAAUUUUAUGAAGAAGGAGUUUACAACUGUGGUGGCUGUGGAACUCCUCUUUACAAGUCUUCAACAAAGUUUGACUCUGGUUGUGGCUGGCCUGCUUUCUAUGAGGGUUUUCCUGGGGCCAUCAACCGCUCUCCUGACCCAGAUGGGAGGAGGACAGAGAUAACUUGUGCAGCCUGUGGUGGGCACUUGGGUCAUGUUUUCAAAGGAGAGGGAUUCAAAACCCCAACUGAUGAACGCCAUUGUGUGAAUAGUAUUUCUGUCAAAUUUGUUCCAGGAAAUGCUACUGCUUCAAUAUGAAACCUUCUUCUAUUGGAGGUGUUUAUUGAAACAUUGUCUUUGUUUGAAGUCUUAAUUUGAUUUUUAAAGAUAGCCAGCUUAGCCCAGUGUCUAAAAGCUUGAAUAAUUGAGCAUGGACUGUAGUUCUUGAACCAAUAAAGUCCUCUGUUUUUUU